This is a messenger RNA of Tilletiopsis washingtonensis, 1567 nucleotides long. Its product is annotated as RNA-binding domain-containing protein. Gene Ontology annotation, cellular component: cytosol. Gene Ontology annotation, molecular function: mRNA binding. The record is from RefSeq and is a predicted model, not a curated record. NCBI's taxonomy places the organism in Eukaryota, Fungi, Basidiomycota, Exobasidiomycetes, Entylomatales. The coding region runs from base 142 to 1266 and encodes 374 amino acids. The transcript has 6 exons.
ACUUUGUGCAGCGUCGUCCACCUACGCCGCGCUCUUCAGUCCACCACCAGACCACUCGGAGCGCCAGCACCAUCUGCUAGCCUCUCUCACACACGCCCACGUCCACCCGCCGACCUCCACCAGCACACCCACUCGCCCAGCAUGGCCGAAGUCGUCAAGGCCGACCCGCCCGUGCCCGUGCCCGCAGAGGCCGCCGCCGCUGGCUCGGCUGGCAGCAACCCGCCGGCCACGACGGCGCCGGCGAAGACGCCGCAGCCGCCCAAGACCAAGAACCUCGUCUCGCCCGAGGAUGCGCCCAAGCAAGUGUUCGCUGGCAACCUCGCAUUCGCCACGACCGAGGCUGAGCUCAAGGAGAUCUUCGCGGCUGCUGGCACAGUCACGCAGGCGCAGAUCAUCAUGCGCGGCACGCGCUCGCUCGGCUACGGCUUCGUGACGUACUCGAGCGAGGCCGAGGCGCACAAGGCUGUCGAGCUGCUCAACAAGAAGGAGAUUGCCGGCCGCGAGAUCAACGUCGAAGGCGCCAAGCCGCAGGCGGCUGCGCCCGCCGAGAAGCCCGCCACGGCGGCGGCUGGCGAGGCCGAGAAGGACGGCGCAGCGGCUCGUGGCGCCAGCACGCGUGGCCGUGGCCGCGGACGUGGACGUGGCGGACGCGGAGGUGCCACUGCUGCACGCCGCCCGCGCGCCGAUGAGGGCGAGGAAGGCCUUGAUGAGGCCACUGACGCCGCUGCCGCACCCGCUGCUGCGGCCGAGAACGGCGAGGCCGCUGCCGCCAAGCCUAAGAAGAACCGCAAGUCCAAGGCCGCCAAGGCUGCCGCCAAUGGCGACGCUGCGCCGGCCGCCGACGGUGCCGCCGCUGCGCCCGCCGCUGCGAAGCCGCCGAAGCCGCAGCGCGCCAAGGGCGAGGCGCCCGUCGGUGCGCCGAGCAAGACGCUGCUCUUCGUCGCCAAUCUGCCGUUUGAGUUCACCGACGAGCAGUUCAAGGCCGUCUUCGAGGGCGGCCCGGAGGUCGUGAGCGCCAAGGUCGUCAAGCGCCCGUACUCCAACAAGACCAAGGGCUUCGGCUUUGUCGACUUCAAGGACGAGGAGGGCCAGCAGAGCGCGCUGAGCAACUUCAACGGCAAGAACGUCGAGGGCCGCGACAUUGUGCUCAAGGUCGCGAUCCAGAGCCAGAAGCCGCCGACUGCGGCUGCGGCCGAGCAGCCCGAGGCGGGCAGCGGCGCGGUGCCGAAGCCUGAGGCUGAUGCGCCCGCCGUCACGGCCAUCUAACGGCUGCAUGCUUUCGACGCACGCGAGGGGGGCAUGGCAGCCGCUGUGAGGCCGUGCUACUUCGCAGUGGGCCACGCUCCCCUCUCGGAACGUUGGCGAUCUCCUUCACGAAACCUCAAGGCUUCUCAACGACUUCCUUCACUCCCUCGCGCCGUCGCACGCAGCUCUCUUCCCACACAGCAACGAUCCCACCACGUUCGCCCAUUUUAUCUCCCCUCUCUCUUCAUGCAUCACGCACACCACACUCGACCCACACACACACAUGGCUCGCUUUUGUCACGAAUUGACCCUAUUCACGGGG